AUGCCAAAUAACAAAUAUAGACCUGGAAAUUACUUCUUCUUACUACCAUGGAUAGCAUUCAUCCCCUGGUAUGGGAUGUUAAUAACAAUGCUUAUAUGUUGGGCAGCACAAGGCCACCCCAUAUAUUGGUUUAUGCAUUCAGAACAAUUCCCCGUGUACAUUUCAGACAUUGGUGCCACCAAUUUACGUCCCUUAUUUAUCUCUUGUGCUGGUUGGCAAGGUUUAGGGUACGUCAUUACAGUAAUGUGUGAAUUUGUACAAAGAUACGGCUUCAAGAAUUGGUAUGGGAUGCAACCUUGGUUCACUAAGGAUGAAAGGAAUUUAAUUUGGGCUGCAUUGAUCUUGGGAGCUAUUGGUGAAUUAGGGUUAUUGUUUUUGUCCAUUUUCUCUACUGCUAGAUAUCAUGACGCUCAUACCGCUAUGGUUGUCGUGUUUUGUAUUUUUAUGUUGUUGUCGAUAAUUUGUUUGACGACACAAUAUUUUAUUAUGGGGAGACAUUAUGCACUUUUACAUCCAAAGAAUUAUCAAAAUAGGGAUUACAAUACCAAGACAAUCCAUGAAUUGAAAUGGUGGCAAUGGGAUGGAGUCGUUUGGAAUAAAUUCGUUAUUAGUGGUUACGCAAAGACAGUUUGGAUGGUGUUGGCCAUUGUUUUCGCUAUUUGUUUCGGUGCUAUAGAUAAUGAUUCAACAAGUGCAUCUUUUGAAUGGCUUUUGGCGUUUUGGUUCGGUGUCAUCUUUAUGAUAAUAUCAGUUGAUUUUUAUCUUGGUAGUAGAUGGCAAUUUUCUAAAUAUUUCAAUAAGAUUGAAGAUUUUAAUGGAUAUUAUAAGUAUGGGAAAUUCCAACAAGUUAGGAAAGAUAAACAUGGUAAUGGCAUGUACGACAAUGAUUUAGAGAAGCAAACAAAUGAGCAUAGCCAAGCAAUUAUACAGGAUACAUCCUCUGGGACAAUUUCCUCUUCUUCUGCUGCUAUAGCUGAGAGAGGAAAUUCAGAAUUUGUGACUGCGUCAGAGAGCGAUAACGCAACCAAUGAAAGACCUGUUGUCGUAUAA
Molecule: messenger RNA, 1050 nt
Organism: Naumovozyma dairenensis CBS 421
Lineage: Eukaryota; Fungi; Ascomycota; Saccharomycetes; Saccharomycetales; Saccharomycetaceae
Product: Frag1/DRAM/Sfk1 family protein
Exons: 1
Coding region: 1-1050 (349 amino acids)
Cellular component (GO): plasma membrane
Source: RefSeq, a predicted model, not a curated record